AUGUCCCUGGGCCCCGAGGAGCUGGCCUCGGACACGGGAGAUGACAGUCUUUCUACAGUCACCCUUGACUCCAGCUUUGAGACGAAAGCAAAAAGGAAGAGUUCCCACAAGCCUCCACCCACAUCGCCAAAGUCACCGUACUACUCCAGGCCGCAGCUCUUGGCCACCGCGAGGUCCCUGCGGAUGGACGCCAGCAUGCCCCUGAAUACCAGGAUGACCCUGACCCCUCAGAAGCUGUGGCUCGGGACGUCCAAGCAAGGAAGUCUGACCCAGCCCCUGAAGGCAGACCACACCCUGGAGCAGGCCUGGACCACCCCUCCCAGAUGUACCUCCGACUAUCUGACAGAAGCUCUGAGAAUACGGGGGUCCCGCCUCCGGCGCUCUGCCAGCCACGGCCGUGUCUCGGGGACCCCUACCUACAAGGAGAAGGAGGACAUGUAUGACGAGAUCAUGGAGCUCAAGAAGUCGCUGCACUUGCAUAAGAGAGACAUGGACCUCCUGAGGACCAAGCUGCGGCGCCUUGAGGAGGAGAACAGCAGGAAGGACCGACAGAUUGAGCAGCUGCUGGACCCAGGCAGGGGCCCAGACUUCAUUCGGACACUGAUGGAGAAGAGGCCUGACACUGGCUGGGUGGUCAACGGGCUGAAGCAGAAGAUUCUCAAGUUGGAACAGCAGUGCAAGGAGAAGGACAGCACCAUCAGCAAGCUCCAGAGCGACAUGAAGACCACCAACUUGGAAGAGAUGCGGAUCGCCAUGGAGACGUACUAUGAGGAGAUCCAGCGCCUCCAGACGCUCUUGGCAAGUUCUGACGUCUCAGGAAAGAAGCUCCCCGCAGAGAAGAAGGUGAGCCUGAAGCGGCAGAAGAAGAUGAACGUGGUGCUGCUGAACCUGUCUCGGAGCGUGCAGGAGCUGACCGACGAGAACCAGAGCCUCAAGGAGGACCUGGAUCGAGUGCUCAGCAACUCGCCCUCCUCCUCCAAGGUCAAGGGUUACAUGGAGUGGAGCAAACCCAGGCUGCUGAGGCGCGUCUCAGAGCUGGAGAAGAAAAUAGCUUUACUAGAAAGUUCCAAGUUGAACUCGUCGGAACUGGUGAAGUCCUGCCCUGUGACCCACGCCUCAGCCAGCCCCUCAGCACCCAGGCAACCCCGUGCAGACCAGCAGGAGGGGCCCAAGCAACUGCACAGCGUCCUGAAGAGCCUGAGAGGCGAGCGUGCUACCCUGCACACCCAGCUGCAGGAGAAGGACUUGGAAGUGGAGCAGCUGCUGCAGACCAAGGCUGACCUGGAGAAGGAGCUGGAGCUCGUGAAGGAGCGGGACAGGGAGAGGCGGGGUCAGGAGGAGGCGCUGAGAGAGCUAGUGCAGACCCUGACCAAGAAGCUUCAGGACCUGGAAGACGCUGAGAAGGACAAGAUUGCUGGCCCCACGGAGCCGACUCACGAGAAGACCUGCUGGCUGGCUGAGCCCCAGGCCAUGUGUAAGCCCCCCAGGGGUGUGUCCUUCCAGAAAGGGCCCCCUGCUAGAGAGAUCCAGGAAGACCCCUGGGAACCUCACACCCCCAGCAGCUGCUCCCCGCAGACCCGGGAGCCUGACACCAGUGCUGCAUGCUCACGGCCCCCCUCUGUCCAGUCAGCUGGGAGCCGGGAAGACAAGCAGAGGGACACAGCGGCCAGGCUCCUGCAGGCCUGGUGGAGGACAUGCCACAAGAAAAAAGCUGCCGUUUUGGAUGAGGCAGCUACUGUGCUUCAGGCAGCUUUCCGGGGACACUUGGCGAGGACACAGCUCCUGGUCUGCACAGACCAUGGGUCCCCACGUCCCAGCACACCGAGCCCCUCGUGGAAGCAUCCCACCCUGCCUGGCAGCCGGAGCCCUGCUGCUCUGGCCAGCACAGGGCUGGAGGAGGCUGCCACACUGAUCCAGGCCGUCUUCCGGGCGCAUCUGGCACGGACCAGGCCAGGCCGGGGUCCAGGGCAGCUUUUCUGUCUUUCCCAGAACUCCGGGUCUGAGGACAAGUACCCCCACUCCCGCCCCGAGGAGGACGACUGCCCCCGCGCUCGGGACGAUAGUGAGGCCAGCAGUACAGAGACUCUGGAGGGAUCUGCAGCCGAGCAGGAGGCCUGGUCCACCGCAGCAGCGCCGUCACUCCUCCAGAUGCUGCCUGCCCUCUCCAGGCCCCAGCCCAGCAUACAGCCACCCACGGACGAGGUGGGCUCCGACGACUCUGACGACGUGGUCAUCGCCCCCUCGCUGCCCAGGAAGCACAGUGCAUCCUAG
This is a messenger RNA of Elephantulus edwardii (Cape elephant shrew), 2271 nucleotides long. RefSeq names its product IQ motif containing E (gene IQCE). The record is from RefSeq and is a predicted model, not a curated record. Gene Ontology annotation, molecular function: protein binding. NCBI's taxonomy places the organism in Eukaryota, Metazoa, Chordata, Mammalia, Macroscelidea, Macroscelididae. Bases 1 to 2271 code for a protein of 756 amino acids. The transcript has 24 exons.